This is a messenger RNA of Trichophyton rubrum CBS 118892, 321 nucleotides long. RefSeq lists its product as uncharacterized. Lineage: Eukaryota; Fungi; Ascomycota; Eurotiomycetes; Onygenales; Arthrodermataceae. Bases 1 to 321 code for a protein of 106 amino acids. The transcript has a single exon. The record is from RefSeq and is a predicted model, not a curated record.
AUGGAAUCAUGGCCUUUAGUACCUCCACCAGCUUGUAUAUCUCGCCCAAGGUGCUUCUUUGUGAGAGCUCGAAGACCAUUUCGCAUUGGCAGACCUGCUGGGUGUGGAUAUAACAGCACAGUGUCAACGAUAGUAGGAUGGAUAAUGCGACAAACAUUAAGGUCAUUGUCCAACGCAUGGCCAAUGAGAGGUGUUUCUGGUUGUAGGUGUUGGAAAAGCAGCUCCCUUGCAGUUGCAGGAGAGUCAACAAUUUCAAGAUUAUUAGUUGACUUGGAAUCAUGCUUUUUCAUUGUGGCAGGGAAUGCUUGGUCGGUCUUAUAA